This is a messenger RNA of Plasmodium gonderi, 687 nucleotides long. RefSeq lists its product as hypothetical. Lineage: Eukaryota; Apicomplexa; Aconoidasida; Haemosporida; Plasmodiidae. Bases 1 to 687 code for a protein of 228 amino acids. The transcript is spliced from 2 exons. The record is from RefSeq and is a predicted model, not a curated record.
AUGGAAAAGACAACUACAUUACCAAAUGGUAUUGACACCCCCACAAGUGAAGGAAAACCUUGCAAUAGGAGCAAAAAGCAGAUUGAAUCUUUACUUUAUUCCUUAAAAAAGAACAUAAAAAACAAUUAUGAAUUAACGAACCGUGUAUACUACUUUUUUCCAACUGAUGAUAUACUAGAUCAGACUCUUUACAAUUUGUGUAAGUUCAUACCAAGGGGCAUGGAUAUACUGGAUACUGAUAAACCGAUUAAGGGGACAUAUGAUCCAGAUUUAUUUUCAGAAUUCAUUGAUUCUGACACCGAUACCUGGGAUAAUAAAAAUUUGUUGGGCGAUGAUAUAAAAAUAAUUGAACCCAUUCCUAAGAAAAAUGAAUUCCCAACUUCAACUACCAACUUGAGAACUAACAAGAUGAUAAAUCAAUCAUGUGUUGAAUGGAAAGGAUUUGUAAACGAAGCGAAUGGAUAUGCAGCAGUUAAAAUACUUAACCCUUUUGUUUCUCAAGAAUAUAGCACAUAUACAAAUAGGCUCGUAUAUUUCUUAUUUCAGAAAACAAAUUGUCUAUGUAUAGAAGAUUUUCUGAGAAUUCACAAAUUUGUUGGCAAAGUGACUCCUCUAUACAUGAAAUGCAAAAAUAAGUUAUGCGUUAAGUUAUCUCAUAUCGAUGUGACAAAUGAUCUAUAUCUUUAA